AAACACCGCCAUCGCCUCCGUUCACUUUCACUCGGACAGCGCGCGAUUUCUGCAGACUGCAGUCGUUCAGUUACCCGCUGGUCGCGUGCGCCUCAGCUGCUGCGGUGGUCACGAAAACAAACGUUGCGCUUUACAAACGGUAUCGGAAAUUUGCACAAUGAUCUGACACCAAGCAUGAACAUGAACGAGCCAUGGCCGGCUAUAGAAUCAAGAGUUACCAAACAUUACUAUACCUGUUCACGUUCGUCGCAAUCGGCGAAAUACAGUGUCAGGGUAGAGAUGGCACUGUAGCGAGACUACAGACACCACAACCAAGAGGGCGCGCCAUACCUAUAGCAUCCGCCAACGGAGGAACCGCGGCAAACUCCAUAAGCCGCCCGACCAAACAGCAACAGCAGGAUGCCAUCUCCAAACAAACCACACCGGCUCCACCGGUCUCUGUUAAAGAGCUCUUCAACUCUUCGUCGUGCGUCGAACCUCCGUUCACGUGCCCUCAUCCGAGGAUCCAGUUUUACUUGUAUACCAGACUCACGCAGAAUAAUCCCGACUUGUUGGACGUGACCGACCCGGAAUCGUUGUAUAAUUCACAUUUCAACCCCAAACAUCCGGUUAAGAUUAUUAUACAUGGUUUCCAAGGUGGACGAAACUUGUCACCGAGUACAGAUCUCCGGAACGCUUAUUUCACUCGGGGAAACUACAAUAUAAUCAUAGUGGACUAUUCAACUUUGGCGCAAAUACCUUGUCUGAACCAAGUGGAAUGGGCACCCAGAUUCUGUGGCAUGUGCAUUGCUCAACUAGCCAACUACUUAGCCGAUCAUCCUCGAGGAGUUCCACCCGACAAGCUUCACAUGAUGGGGUACAGCGUGGGAGCUCACAUCGCAGGACUAGCUUCCAAUUUUAUCAAUUCGGGAAAAAUUGGCCGAAUCACCGGCUUGGACCCGACGAUCAUAUUUUACAUGAGCAACAACCGAUCCAGGGAUCUCGAUCCCACAGACGCACAUUUCGUGGAUAUCAUACACACAGCGGCGGGCAUCCUAGGCCAGUGGGGCCCCAGCGGACAUGCCGAUUUCUACGUAAACGGCGGUACUUCGCAGCCAGGUUGCGCAAGCGAUAGCAUCAUACAGACGCUGUCGUGCGAUCACACCAAAGUUACGCCAUACUUCAUUGAAUCGAUCAAUUCUAACAUCGGAUUCUGGUCGAUACCGUGUUCCAACCGAUUUUAUUUCAAUUUGGGCCUUUGUAAUCCGCCAGAGUCGGAGUACGUUUUGAUGGGCGAACACGUAACACACAAAGCCCGUGGUAUUUAUUACUUGCAUACAAACGCGAAAAAACCUUACGCCAGAGGCUUCCCCAAAAAGUGAUCGCCGACAAACUGCAACACGGAGCGCAGCCCUCAACGAUACACAUACAAAAAUAAAAGCCUAGUCAAAUAAUAUUUAAUCAUUAUUGUUUUUUGCGAUACUCACUGAUACCAUCAUCGGAUACUUAUAAUGAUUAUUGUAUCGUAUUAUGUAUUGCGCUUGUGCGAAUAACCUGAUGUGUAUAUUGCUUUUGUAUAUUUUUUAUGCGUACGGUGAAUGUUUCAAGUUUUUCGUGAUCAUAGAUUAUUUUGUAAAUAAUUGUCGGUGUACAAAAUAGACGAAUUAUUAUAGUGUAUAGUCAGGUAUAGUCAGGUAUAGUCGUCGUAAAAUUUAUAUUCGUAUACAGUGUAUUUUUCGAUAUUUUAGAUGUGGUAUGUGCACCUAUAUCUUAAUAAAUACAUAUAAUAUGUGUAAUGUGUAUCGGGAACGACACGUGCAAACGAUAAAUUGCAAAAAAAUAUAAAUGCCAAUUUAGUUUAGAAUAAUAUUAGUAUAAAAUUUGUUUUGUGGUAAUUAAAACAUGCAAAUUAUUAUUUUACGACUCAAAAAUAUGUUGUGUAGCAGUAGUAAGAAAUUUCCUAUAAUGGCAUCACAAUCGUAUUGUAUUUUAUUGCCAUAAAAUAUUAUUAUUACAAUUAUUGAAAAUAAAAUGUUUUUAUUGUAACCUAA
This is a messenger RNA of Aphis gossypii (cotton aphid), 2030 nucleotides long. RefSeq names its product inactive pancreatic lipase-related protein 1-like. Bases 192 to 1361 code for a protein of 389 amino acids. Gene Ontology annotation, molecular function: lipase activity. The record is from RefSeq and is a predicted model, not a curated record. Lineage: Eukaryota; Metazoa; Arthropoda; Insecta; Hemiptera; Aphididae. The transcript has 8 exons. Gene Ontology annotation, biological process: lipid metabolic process.